AUGGGUUCCCGUCGUGGUAGACUUAAUUGGUCGAAUAUAGAAGUACGUAUUUCGGAUGAUGUUAUCGAUAAACAACAUCGUUUUACUGCUCCGAAUUCCUCUUCAUCAACAUUGACAGAAGAUACUGUUGAAUAUGAAAAAAAGCCAAGUCCAUCAUCAACACCAAUUAAACGAUCAUGGAAACCAAAGUUAGGUGUCGGUGAAAUACAUGAUGAGCAAUUUGUUGAUGCUGAACAAACUGCUAUUGAUAAAAAAUAUAGCAAACAAAUAAAUAAUGUUAAAUGUUCGAAAGCUUCUCUUACAUCAAAACCAAUAAGAAUAUCUAAUAGAUUACCUUCAGUACGUGAUACAGUAUUAUCUUCACGUACGACAAAUUUAUAUGUUGGUCAACAUUUAUCAAAUGUUUUUAUUUGUCAUGUUGAAUCAUAUUCACAUGUUUAUAUUAUGUUUGGUGAUGAUUAUAAUCGUGCAACAAAAUUAUUUCAAGAGAUGAAUACUUGUGAUGAACUUAUUCAAGCAUCAACUAAUGUUUUUGAACCUAAAGAACAAGAUUUAGUUGCUAUAUAUCAUGAAAAAAAAUGGUUUCGUGGUCGAUGUUUAAAUGCAGUUGGAACAAAUUUUAAUGUCUUAUGUAUUGAUUCAGGUGUAAUUAUUUUAUGUUCACCAAAUGAUCUUCGUUGUUUACCAGAUAAAUUUCGAACAUCUCCACCAUGUUGUAUCGAAUGUUCACUUUCUGGUUUGCCAACAACAAUAGCAAUGAGUUCAAUGCCUGAUGUAAUUCAUACUGAAUGUUUUGAACUUUUAUAUAAAGAUCAUUAUGAAGCAAUCAUAACAAAAUUAGAAACACCAAAUCAUCCAACUAUUGUAUUGUAUUAUGGUGAUGAAAAUAUAAAUGAUCGAUUAUUGACAAUUCUCAAGUUGAUUUGA
Messenger RNA from Rotaria sp. Silwood2, 927 nucleotides. NCBI's taxonomy places the organism in Eukaryota, Metazoa, Rotifera, Eurotatoria, Philodinida, Philodinidae. The record is from the annotation of a GenBank genome assembly.